AUGUCUGCCAACAGGGAAGAACUGAAGAAAACCAACCCGAAAAAGAACUACAAGGAAAUUUGCUUGGAACUGACACAAGUAAAUGAUCACAAAGGACUUAAACAAGAAGGGCUAUUCGUCAAAAAAGGGAUGACCCAGGAGCUGAAGAAUGAACUCAGGGAGGUGAGAGAAGAACUCAAGGAAAAGAUGGAAGAGAUAAAGCAGAUAAAGGACAUAAUGGACAAAGAUUUUGAUAAGCUUCAUGAAUUUGUGGAAAUUAUGAAGGAAAUGCAGAAGGAUAUGGAUGAAAAGAUGGAUGUUUUAAUGACUAUACAGAAGAACAACAAAUUUCCCCUUCAAAAACAACCAAAGGAGCAGCAGGAACUUGGGCAGAUAGAAAAGACGGACAAAGAUCCCCAGCUCAGACCCAAGAAAAUGGAAGAACCUGACAGAGUAUCAUUGACUAGCGAUAAGACAAUGAUGUCACCAAAAACAAAGACUAAUCCACCGGAUCCCCUUCAUUCGUGUCAGAGUUGCUGCGAGAAAUGUUUGUUGUGUGCCCUAAAGAACAACUGCCAUCGGGGCAGGAGACCUUCACACCAUGCCUGGGCGCCCUUUUCACCUUUGUCAUCUGGAGCUGCUUUCUGA
Messenger RNA from Microtus oregoni (creeping vole), 627 nucleotides. RefSeq names its product testis expressed 35 (gene Tex35). The transcript is spliced from 9 exons. Bases 1 to 627 code for a protein of 208 amino acids. NCBI's taxonomy places the organism in Eukaryota, Metazoa, Chordata, Mammalia, Rodentia, Cricetidae. The record is from RefSeq and is a predicted model, not a curated record.